Onychostoma macrolepis is the source of this 643-nucleotide messenger RNA. Its product is annotated as C-X-C motif chemokine 11-6-like. Gene Ontology annotation, molecular function: chemokine activity; CXCR chemokine receptor binding. Gene Ontology annotation, biological process: antimicrobial humoral immune response mediated by antimicrobial peptide; neutrophil chemotaxis; inflammatory response. Gene Ontology annotation, cellular component: extracellular region. The record is from RefSeq and is a predicted model, not a curated record. The coding region runs from base 59 to 418 and encodes 119 amino acids. The transcript is spliced from 4 exons. NCBI's taxonomy places the organism in Eukaryota, Metazoa, Chordata, Actinopteri, Cypriniformes, Cyprinidae.
UCAUAAUCUCACUGACCCAGACAUAACACAAGCACAGUUCAACGACAACAAGAAGACAAUGAAGACCACUGCAGCUUUUGUUCUUCUUGCCUGCCUGAUGGCUGUAGGGGUGAAAGGACAGAACAGGUCUUCAAAGGGCAGGUGCUUCUGUGCAGACAAAGCUGCAAACAUGGUUUUAGUGAAGAACAUUGAGAAGGUUGAAAUCAUCCCUCCAAGUCCAUCUUGUCGCAAACAUGAGAUUAUUGUCACUCUGAAGAACGGAGCAGGAUGGAAAUGCAUGAAUCCAGAGUCAAAAUUCACUCAAAAUGUCAUCAUAAAGGCUCUUGAAAAGAGGAGCCAGAAGACACACAGUACAACUGCUUCUGUGCCACUGAAGAGCACCAUGACGUCAUCAUCAGCGCCAACAUCCUUCAAAUGACUUCAUAGACUUCAGAUGAAUUAAUAUUCUGCCUCAUAAGUUGGAGUUCAAUUUAGAAAAAAAAUUAAAGCUAAAAAUAUUUCCUAUGUCUAAGCUGAUUAAAUUAUUUUUUAUCUUACCACUUGGUUGUUUUCACAAAAAGACCACUGAAGAAUGUGUCAUAUGUACAGUCUUUUUAUAAUUUGCUGAUUGUAUUUUCAUAAUCCAAAAGAUGUCAAAUAAACC